AUGUUGGGUCUCGGAUCCCGAAACGAGUUCAAUGUCGAGUGGCAGACUGUGGUAAUCACCGGUGGCUCCGAUGGCAUGGGCAAAGCUGUCGCACUUCAGCUAUCCGCAAAAGGUGCAAACGUUGUCGUGGUUGCACGCACUGUCUCCAAGCUAGUGACUGCCGUCGAAGAGAUGAAGGCCAAGGCAGCGAAUAAAUUCAAGCAGAGAUUCCAUUAUAUCAGCGCCGAUCUCACUGAUCCGGUCGAGUGCGAAAGAGUCAUCGCAGAAGUCACAACAUGGAACUCUGGAGCUGUUCCUGACGUUGUUUGGUGCUGUGCGGGCUUCUCCCGCCCAGGAUUCUUCAUCGAUGUGCCCAUCCAAGAGCACCGGCAGCAAAUGGACACUGUCUAUUGGACCGCGGCCAAUACAGCUCAUGCCACCCUGCGCAGUUGGCUGGAGCCCGUUCAUCCAAGUGCACAGAUGAAAACAUCCCGCAGGCAUCUCAUUUUUACCUGCUCUACCCUUGCAUUCGUUCCUAUCGCUGGCUAUUCGCCCUACUCGCCUGCCAAGGCAGCCAUUCGUUCUCUAUCCGAUACUUUGAACCAGGAAAUCGAAAUGUACAACGGAGCCUACCAACGGCACCGCGGUGCCGCCCCUGCUGCGGACGUCAAGAUCCACACCGUUUUCCCUAUGGGGAUCCUCUCACCAGGCUUUGACAACGAGGAAAAGACCAAGCCUGAAUUGACAAAGAAACUCGAAGAAGCCGACAAGCCCCAGACGCCAUCGGAAGUCGCAAAAGUCUCUAUCAGUGCCCUCGAGCGUGGGGAGUACCUGAUCACUACCAAUUUUAUUGGCUCCCUCAUGAAAGGCACUGCCCUUGGGGCUAGCCCAAGAAAUGGCAUUGUCGGUGACACUCUGCUCAGCUGCCUCAGCCACCUGGUAUUCCUCCAGGUCAUUCCGGAGCUUCGCAGCAAGACGUUCACUUGGGGAAAGAAGAACGGGCUUCCCAGCGCCAACGGUACUCCGGCUUCGUAA
This is a messenger RNA of Penicillium egyptiacum, 1014 nucleotides long. NCBI's taxonomy places the organism in Eukaryota, Fungi, Ascomycota, Eurotiomycetes, Eurotiales, Aspergillaceae. The record is from the annotation of a GenBank genome assembly.